AUGGCAAGGAAUCUUUUCUCUGUCCCGAUCUACUUCAUUGUCUUCCGUGAGACUGUCGAGGCAGCCAUCAUCAUCUCCGUCCUCCUUGGCCUCGUCGAACAGAUCGUCCACGGAGAGGAGACACAAGAGAAUAUAUCCGAAGCCACAGGUACCUCGGACUCGCUCAACGAAGAGCAGAAGGAGAAGUCUGCUGCCGAGCUCGGCCAGACCCCCGAGGUCGUCGAGCCCGUGACUGCAGAGAGCGACCAGGACAGCCAACUAAGCACCAAGCGUCUUAUCCGGAAGAUGCGCAUCCAGAUUUUCUUCGGCUCGUUCGUCGGAUUGUUCAUCGCUCUUGCCAUUGGCGCCGCCUUCAUUGCCGUCUGGUUCACGCAGGCGAGCAACCUCUGGGCAAAGUCUGAGAAUCUGUGGGAGGGUAUCUUCCAACUAAUUGCGUCCAUCCUCAUUUUCGUUAUGGGUAUCGCCAUUCUGAAGAUGGACCGUGCCAAGCUGAAAUGGCGCGUCAAGCUGCAGCGCGCGUUCUCCGGGAAGCACAUCGGCAGGGGGGAAAGGGCAGGAAAAUGGAUGCUCUUCUUCAUGCCCAUGAUCACUGUACUCCGAGAGGCCAUGGAAGCCGUUGUCUUCGUCGGCGGUGUUUCUCUUGGCCAGUCCGCCGUGUCAAUUCCCAUCGCUGUGGUUGUCGGACUGAUCAGCGGUUUGGGCGUCGGAUAUCUAGUGUACGCAUUUGCCAGCCGAACGACCCUGACGAUCUUCAUGGUGGUGAUGACGAACCUCGUCCUCCUCAUAGGUGCAGGCCUCUUCAGUCAGUCAGUCUUCCAACUUCAGGCCCACGCAUUCACCCUCCUCGUCGGUGCAGAGGUCGACGACACUGGAGGCGACGGCCCGGGCAGCUUCGAUGUGCGCGGGAGCGUGUGGCACCUCAACUGCUGCAACCCGGAGAACAACCUCAACGGCGGCGGCUGGAUGAUCUUCAACGCGAUCCUCGGCUGGACGAACAGCGCAUCCAUCGGCACCAUCCUUGCGUAUGUCUUCUAUUGGCUCGCCGUCAUCACCGCUCUGGUGCGCAUGAAGUACAAGGAGGGGCGCACAAAAAUAUUUGGCCGCGAAUCUGCUGCGGCGGUCCGGCGGAGGGAGCGAACGGAGCAGAGAGAGCAGGCGGAGCGCACGGCCCUCGCGCAGGCGGUGCAAUCGCAGGGGAUCUCGUAG
Sparassis crispa is the source of this 1206-nucleotide messenger RNA. Its product is annotated as Plasma membrane iron permease. The transcript is spliced from 7 exons. Lineage: Eukaryota; Fungi; Basidiomycota; Agaricomycetes; Polyporales; Sparassidaceae. Gene Ontology annotation, molecular function: ferrous iron transmembrane transporter activity. Bases 1 to 1206 code for a protein of 401 amino acids. The record is from RefSeq and is a predicted model, not a curated record. Gene Ontology annotation, cellular component: high-affinity iron permease complex; plasma membrane. Gene Ontology annotation, biological process: iron ion transmembrane transport.